GCCCUCUAACCAUCCCCCGGGUCGCUUCUUGUUAAGCUAGCUAGCCAACACAACGGUAGAAUAAAUAUCUUUGCUAAACAAUGGUAGUUACCCAAACAAGGAUAUUAUUAUAAAAGGAGACAAUCUCCCGGCGAAAGGCAGAAAAUAGACAUUUGGCUAAAACGAGACGCAUCACAUCCAGUUGUGGAUCUUCGUCAGGUUUGGCACAUCGCUUUAUGUUUAUCCACGAGAAUAAACGACUAACAAUAACGAUGAUGACCUAAAGAUCUGAAGUGGGGAAAGAAGACCAGAUAGAAGACACACACAGAUUAUGGUCAUGUCCUCAUGCAACAUUUCAAUUCUCUGAGGUAUUCUCUACGUCUGUGAAGGACUUGGUCUUGCUUUUUCCCCUUUUUUUUUGUCCAAGCUUGUCUAAAUAUCACUGAAUAGAUAGCCUGGAGGCAAAGUCUGGCCAUUCAGUGUUUUGAUGUUUGAUCCUUAUGUACUAAGGUACCCUGAUUUAUUUAUUUUUUGGCGGGGGAGGGUCAGUGAAGACACCACCAACUAGAUCAUCAACAAGAUCACCAACAAUCAUACAAGAACCUGAAAAAUAGUUGGAAAGCUGUUGUCACAAGUUUUAGCUGAGGAGAAGAUCUUGGAAUCAACUUCAAAUAUUAUUAUUAUUUUUUUUACUAUUUUGCACUGAGACACUGAUGGGACAACAGUUAUGGCCAUUUGGAACAAAUUCCACAACGGUACCUUUAAAUCGAGAGAAAUUAAUUGCUUGAACUCUUGGAACCAUCACAAAGUGAUAAAAUUGUGCAUGAUUGCACAAUUUGAUGUAUAACAAUCUGAUGUAUAAUUUGUCCUGCAUGUCUUAAAUGUUUUGCUGAAUUUAGCUGGAAUCGUGCUUCGUCAUUUUGACUUGAAUCAAGUAUUAUAACGGCUGUUCAUUGCACUGUUCUUUACGGAGUACCAUCUCCUGACGCCUUUUUGCUAGCCUAAUGUGAAGUGCAUGUUACUCUCUUAGGCUAUUUUUCAAUUAAAUCUUUAAGAAAUUCUUCACAUACCUACAUUAUCACUAUAAUUAUGUUAAAAGUAUAUUAAAAAGUGAGGGGAGAGAAAGCUGCUAAUUUGUUAGUACAUCUCCACUCCAAGUGACACCAUUACUCUUCUUAAUAUGGAAUACCCCCUGAUGGACUACACCAACUGUGGUGAGCAGGCAGGGGGGGCAGGUGCCUUCAUCUGUACUGAAUGUGGGGAUGGGUUUGACCACUACCCUGACCUUUUGACUCACAUGGCUGAGCAUGGCACAGUGGAACCCUUCCCAUAUGAUUGCCACUCCAAUGGCUUUGGGGCGCCUCUUGAAUUUGCGCUCCACGAAAACGGAAUGCUUACAGUUGUGGACAGGUCAGCGGAAUAUAAUUACGCUUCGAAUGACAAAUCCUCCCAAAUUCUACCCUGGAAUCAGGUCCCUCAUCUUGCGUCUCAGGCUGGUCCCAUGAUCCUGGCAUCAACUGAAGGCACAUGUCCGGAGUCCCAGCCUACUUCAGUGAUUCAGACCCCCCCUCACCCUCCUCCCCUUGAGUCCCAUCCUAAGUCGGUCAUUCUAGCCUCUGCCAAUGCCCCUAUUCUGGGGGAGUGCCAGCCUGCACCAGUGAUUCUCACAUCCACCCAAGCCCCCAUUCAGGAAUCUCAGCUGACUCCUGUAGUUCAGCACCCCCAUCACGUCCCGGCUACAGAGUCCAAAUCUACCCCUGUCAUUCUCUCACCCACUAAGGCAGCGGAGAGUGAAAAUGGUUCCAACACCCUUGUGCCCCCUCACCCUGCACACUUCCGAUGUGAAAUGUGCAACCAGCUAUUCAACACAAGACUUGGCUUACUGCGACAUCAGCGAUAUCGCACAGUGGAGCGGGGAUAUAAAUGUACCUUGUGCUGCAGGGUCUUUGGUGAACGAGAGAAGUUGCGUGAGCACCUCGAGCAUCAUUCCCAUGAAAGAUUUUAUAGCUGCAAGCAGUGUGGUAAGCGCUUCCUCAAACAGGAGGCAUUGCGUACUCACCAAGAUGAACUCCAUGACACCGCAGGAUCCAAGACUUUUAGGAAGUUUGGAGAAGGACAAGAGGGCAGCAUAGAGAAGUCAUACCCUUGUAAGCUGUGUGGCCUGCGUUAUUUUUGGCUUUCUGACUUGCAGAGCCACUUACUCAGUCAUGCCCAUGGGAAGAUUGUCUCCAGUAUCCCGACUUACAAGAAGAGCCCACCCACCCAGAAAACUCCCUCAAAAAAUGAAGUAUUGCUUGAUAGCAAUAGUCCAUCCGAACAAGAUUUACCUGUCUUAAAUAAAAAGGCUUCCAUUGAUUUUUCUCUUACUACUGCCAACAUGAGUUUCAGACCAUACCGCUGUGGUUUGUGUGGGAAUCGCUUCCAGCAGUUAUCUGACUUAAAGAAACACCACCUUACUCAUCAGGCACUGGACGAUCGAGUACAUUUGGAACCAGAACCUGCACCUAAGCAGCAAAAUCGUACUGUGCCACCAGCAAAGCAGCUGUUCCACAGUGUAGCAGCAGCAAAGCGGCAAAUCCAUGCUGGGGUUGCAGGGAAGCAGUCAAAGCCACGGGGCAGGCCCCCACGCGGAAGCCAGUCCAACCACAAUUCGCGGGUAUAUCCAUGCAAACUCUGCCAUCGAGUAUUUGUGCAUUCCAGCAGUCUGUCGAGGCAUAUGCGGUACCACAAGGGGACUCUGCACACCUGUGUUUUUUGUGGGAGACACUUCCCACAGCGUUGUGAUGUGAGGCGGCACAUAGCAAUGUAUCAUCAUUCAGAAGUUCCACCAACAAAGCCUGAGACUGAGAAAGGUGCAGAGGUUGAAAGCAGAAAAGAUAAUUAUCAAGGGGCACAAGUCACGUUUGAGUUUGAGAAGGGGGCAUCUGAUAAGAGGGAGAGUGAUCUCUAUCCUUGUGCAAAAUGUGGAAAGCAAUAUUUGAACAAAUAUGACUUGGAUGGCCACAGCUGUGGUAGCCAACAACCCACAGAUCCUAAAGAGGUUACUUCUUCCCCAAAGCCUCGUGUGACCUUCCAGUGCAAUGAGUGUGGUAAGAGCUUUGGGUUACUUUGUGUAUACCAGCGUCACCAACGCUACCAUAGACGGGAAGUUGCAGGUGAGGUACACAAGUGUCCCCACUGUCCAAGGCGCUUCCGCCAGUCAUCUGCUCUUUUGCGACAUCUCGACACUCACCAGAAUCGGUCCCCCGGGGAGGAUGACAAGGAUGUGCGGACCUCUUCCACUACCACAUACGGUCAGGAUGAUGCUGUAGCCUUGAAGCAUGAUGAUGAUGAUGAUAAUGAUGAUGAUGAUGAUGAGGAUUUGGAAGAAGAUGAUGAUAAUGAUGAUGAUGAUGAUACAGAGGAGGAAGAGGGUUGUGGAACUGCCUCUGCAGAUGUGCUGUAUGAGUGCACAGAAUGCACCCAGACCUUCUCUUGUCUGGCAACAUUUCUACAGCACCAGAGUGCACAUGGUACAGAAAGUACUGGAUGAUGGAUCAUCAAAUGAAAAUGUCCACUAUGUGGUUCUUUGCUUGUCUAAAAGGGUUUUAUGAAUAAAUGAGUGGUAUCAAUGGUGUCUGCAAGAGUAGAACCAUCUAAGCAAGCCUUUCAUAUUCUGAAACCUAAUGUGAUGAUAAAUGAAAAUGAAUUCUGUGGCAUUGUGAGAUUUUAUAUGUUCUAGUGAAUUUCAGGACAGACUACAGUUUAGAUCAAUGUUUUGCUUAUGUCAAUAAAUAUUGGGCAUGU
Molecule: messenger RNA, 3765 nt
Organism: Conger conger (European conger)
Lineage: Eukaryota; Metazoa; Chordata; Actinopteri; Anguilliformes; Congridae
Exons: 3
Coding region: 1160-3511 (783 amino acids)
Source: RefSeq, a predicted model, not a curated record